UACUGCAGCCAUUUCAUCAGCUCCUGCCUAUAAAUGGUGCCACGGGACACUGGGGGCACUGGGGACACUGGGAGUUCAGCUGCUCUGGGACAGCCAUGAAGGUCACCCUGGUGCUGCUGGGGCUGGCAGCUCUGUGCCUGGCAUUUUCCACUGCAGAUGCUGCCACACAGAAUGAGGUGGAUUGCAGCGAGUACAAGAGGCUGGAGAGGGGGAGGCCCAUCUACUGUGAGAGGCUCUACCAACCCUACUGCGGCUCCGACGGCAAAACCUACAACAACAAAUGCUCCUUCUGCAAGGCUGUGCUGAAGAGCGGAGGGGCCCUGCACGUGAAGCAGGCAGGGGCGUGCUGAGGACAGCUCGCCCUGCCCGUGCCUGCCUCUCCUCCAUCCUGCCCUGGGGUGCCAGCUCUGCUCUCCCUGCUCCCGAGCUGGGGCUGCCACUCCUGUCCCCGCAGCAGAGCUGCUCCUGCUGCUGCCCACCACCAACCUCGGAUGUUUGUCUCCAUGGCUGAAGUUCAAAUCUCUGACCGUGCCCCAAGUCUCUCCCCCUUGUUGUUCAAAUGUUUUCUUUCCUUUACCCAGAAUCUUCAGCAGUUGUUUUUUCCCAAAGCUUUUCAGCUUUCCCAGGCACUGCUCUGACUCUCCCAGUUUUGUAGCUGAAUUUUGAGUGCUUAUUUUUCAUCCCUCUCUGUACAAUUCUGGUUCCUGUCUGUUGUUUAGCUACUCAGUGUACUUGUUUAUUAAAAUAAACAUUCACUCUUUUA
Molecule: messenger RNA, 763 nt
Organism: Passer domesticus (house sparrow)
Lineage: Eukaryota; Metazoa; Chordata; Aves; Passeriformes; Passeridae
Product: ovomucoid-like
Exons: 4
Coding region: 96-350 (84 amino acids)
Molecular function (GO): serine-type endopeptidase inhibitor activity; protein binding
Source: RefSeq, a predicted model, not a curated record